UAACCUACUGUACAUCAAUUUACCUCGAUACUUGGUUGACGUGGAGCGCUCCUAUCCCAAGAAAACGACAACGGCCUCCGUGACAGGUUCACAAGCUCUAUUGACAGCGUUGAGUAGUCUCUCCUAAGUUCAAAGCUAUGCCCGAAAAUAUAGUCGAGGGUGGUGAGCCUCGCUUCGCCCACCUUUCAAAUGUGCAUCCGGAAUGGGAAAAGGUUGCGGCCAGGUACAAGGCAGUCGAGCAGAAAAUGAAUGAGCUGUACAGUCUUCCCAUCAAAGAGUUCCGCCAAAUUCCUUAUCGCCCGCCACCUAUCCCGGCCGCUAGUCCUGUCUUGGGAACAGAUAUCAACAUCAGGGAAAAGGAGAUAGUCGUACGCGAUGGCGCCAAAGUUGGAAUCCGCAUCUACCAGCCUGCGGUUCUCGGGAAAGAACAUCUGUUAUUCUUCAACGUACAUGGAGGAGGCUGGACUGUUGGCACGCCGGAGACAGAAGAGUGCCAAAAUCGACUGAUCGCGGCAAGGAACAGAGCAGUGGUAGUGAGCGUCGACUAUAGAAAGGCCCCCGAGUUUCCAUUCCCAUACGCCCUCAACGACUCCUUGGAUGCGCUCUUAUGGUGCCAAAAGAACGCAGACUCCCUAGCCAUCAACCCCCAAAGAAUCAUCGUUGGCGGUGGCAGCGCCGGCGCCAAUAUCUGCACCGUGCUCACGCACCUGGCCCGCGACAACAACGUCGCCGGCAUCGUCGGCCAGAUCCUCAACAUCCCCGUGACUUGCCACCCGAAGCACUUCCCCGCGGAGAAGUACGAGUACCUCUCUUACACACAGAACGCGGACGCGCCCAUGGUCAGCGCGGCGAGGAUGCGGCAGUUCUGGAACAACUACCUCCCGGGCGAGGAGGAGGAUCCGCGUGCAAGUCCGCUUCUGGCGGCGUCUUUGGCGGGGUUGCCGCCGACGCUCGUGCAGGUAGCUGGGAUGGAUCCGCUUCGGGAUGAGGGGCUUGCAUAUGCGGAAUCUCUGAGAGCUAGUGGUGUGGAUGUGACACUCAAGAUAUAUCCGGGAAUGCCGCAUGCAUUUUACGCGUUUCCAGAGCUGGAGCCAUCUGUUCGGUAUUUGGAGGCAAUGGUGGAGUGGAUUGACCAACUUGGAGGGCGAGUGCCUGGGGGAACAGGGGAAUAACUAUGUGGUGAUUGACCGUUAAAAUACUUGGUCUUUGAUGACAAUAAACUUGAAGCUGGAGUCUCUAGUUGUACUUUCUCUGAUGCAGUUGUUUAGCUGUUGAUCGCUCGACCAGCUUACCUAACA
Phialemonium atrogriseum is the source of this 1298-nucleotide messenger RNA. RefSeq names its product lipase esterase. Bases 138 to 1172 code for a protein of 344 amino acids. Gene Ontology annotation, molecular function: hydrolase activity. NCBI's taxonomy places the organism in Eukaryota, Fungi, Ascomycota, Sordariomycetes, Cephalothecales, Cephalothecaceae. The record is from RefSeq and is a predicted model, not a curated record. The transcript has 7 exons.